This is a messenger RNA of Somion occarium, 3078 nucleotides long. The record is from the annotation of a GenBank genome assembly. NCBI's taxonomy places the organism in Eukaryota, Fungi, Basidiomycota, Agaricomycetes, Polyporales, Cerrenaceae.
AAGCACGCUAAUAGCACACAAGCACUACGUUGUCGUCACUUUGCCACAACUCUUACAGCUCACGAACCACUUUUCAUAAUAUGCGGAUGUCGCUUUGAAACCAUGAAGCAUGCUCGGAUUCGGAUGCAGGAAUACCCGAUUUGGAUUUAGCGCUCUUUAAUUCUCUUUGUUCAAGCAGUCCUCUUUAUACGGUCAGCCCUCUUCGUCUUCAAAGUCCACAGGUUUCAGUUCAUUGAUAUCUUACUUCUCUGGGAAACACUGACACUGAAAUCCGAGGACUUACACUUAACUCUGAACAUACUUUGUACUGGUGUUGAAAGGGGAACUUGGCAGCGUUUGGGAUCCUUGAUUGCGGGAAAUCUGACUGAACAUGUUUGAUUCCCGGUGCUUCUGGUAUGAUAAUGACGGGAAUGGAUACAAACGUCUCGACGGAGUGAAUGGAUGCGAUCGUGAAUUUUGUAAAUUCAUCCAUCCUUGGCAGAAGGCAUGGGCAAAUGCUCCAAAAAGCAGUAGACCCACUCCCUGGUGGCUUCUAACACCAGAGGAGAAUCGGAGACUGUCGGGUGGUGAAUUUCGCAGGAAGGGUCGAAGCCGUAGCCCAAGUCCAAGUUACAAUCGAAACCGCAAUGCACGAUACUCUAGUCGUCGUUCAAGAUCUCCCGUACCACGAGAUAAUGGUUGGCGGCUCAAACGGCCACUGCCUGAUGACAGUUCCCGUUAUUCUUCUCGAAUCGCACCUUCUGACGAUAAUCGCGGUCGUUCUAAAUCAUCUGCAUCUAUCCGUUCCUCUCGAUCAUCUUCUCGUCGUGCUACGCGAACUCCUGAGCGUACUUACGGCCCUCCUCGUCCUCCAGCGUCUUUCAUCAAUAGGGAAACACCCACGGAUACAAGAAGCACACGCUCAAGCCUCGUGCCGCCCACCGCACCUAGGCGUUUACGUGAAAAUGAACAAACUGCCAAAACGACAGAUCCACGAACCCGUCCUGGCUUCUCGAAGCCAGAUAUCGCCAUCGACGCAGCGUCCAGUACAACUGCUGCGACCUCUCCCCCUUCUUCCGCUGUUGCCUUGACUGGCAACACUCCCUUCGACCCUUCGAGCGAAACCCAAUCGACGUCUAUAUCCGUGCCAGCCCCUCCUGUUCCUGCCGCACCGUCACAGGACUUGCCUCAGAGUGCCUCAACACCCUUACAGCCUCCGCCUUCUGAAUCCAUCACUCCCCCAGGCCUCGUUAUAUCAGAAACGCCACAACCUUCUAGCAACACAGCGCCUCCCGAGACGGCUCCUGUUCCUCCGACACCAGUUAUUCAAGAUAUCGAAUCCAUUUUGGCCACUCUCAGGCAGAAUAGUGUCAUGUCUGCCAUUCCAGCACCUGUAGUAGCUGCACCUCCCGAAUACACACCGCCUCCAAUUCCACCAACCCCGAUUGAACCCGUCCCACCCACUAUCGCACAGGAACCCUCGUCCUCUAUGCAGAUGUCGUCACCUACUCCCUCUCGUGCGUCGUCAAUGCAUCCUGAAGGCGCACCACCGGAAUCAAGCGAGGGAAAGAAGUUAUGGGAGGAACGUGUUAGGCUUCUUUCUGGUGUGUUAACGACCCACCAGAGCUUGUCGCAAUUGGACCAUGAUCGAGCAAUCCAAACUCGUAUAUCCGAUUCCCUCAGUGCCAUUGACUCUAUUACCGACAAAGGUAGAUUCAAAGCUGAAGUUAUCAGCAUGAACUUCAGACGGAUUGGUCUGGCGCAACAGUACGAUUCUGCCAUCGAACAACUCAACGAGUCUGAGGCUUGGAGGUUACUCGCGUUGGAACCUCGCUCCCGGGCUGGGUCUCCCAUGAAGACGGACAAUCAGGCAUCGGAGGCGAUUGCAGAAGUCAAGACGGCCAUUGCACAGGUGAUGGACUCUGUCAAGGAGUUGCAUGAACUCUUGCAGGUCGUUGGCGCCAAGAAGGGCACUUCCAUUCCUCCUGCUCCUGGACAUAUAGUUACUACUCUAGCCGCUGGGACUACUGCGCAAACCGAGGACGCUGGCAUGUCGGUGCCUGAACCUUCAGAUAACGCCCAGGAGGAAGUGGAAGUCCCACCUGCAGUCGCCAAGAUUCACGAUCAUCUUAUGGAGAUCGAGGAUGGCUUGAAAGAGGUUUACAGCAGUUUGAGUCAGCGUCAGGAAGAGAUAUCUGAUGAGAUUCGAGCGGAGUUGGAGAACAGGUUUAACGAGCUUGAGCUUGUUGUGCAAACGGAAAAGGAAAAGCGGCAAGAGCAGAGUGCCAAAGUCGCCGCGCUUUCACAAGACAAUUCUGCGAAGCUUGAAUCCGUGCAGUCAGAAUUGAGCAAAACGGGAGACGAGGUUGGAGAGUUGGCGGGCGAGGUUGCUGAUGUUAUAAAGCAGGUCAAUGGGCUUUCUGACGAGAACGAGGGGUUGCGUAGGGAGAAUUAUGCUCUCCUGGUUGAAAACGAUCGAUUGAGGAAGGUGAUAGAUGAUAUGGAGCGACGCCAGGUACAGGAACUUGAUAAGAUGAGGAAAGAAACAGACGCUAUAACAGCGGCCGUUCAAGCUCUUGCCAAGCAACCCGUCGUACAACAACCUGCAGUCACCUCUACUCGGGAACUUGCAGAGAGUGUCAAGCCCCUCAUACUCGAGUUCGUCCAUGAUAGCCUCAAACCGCUCAUUUCCGACGCGCGGAAUUCGAUCGAACAACUCUUGCAGUCGGACACGAAGACUCUGAGAGACACCCUUGUGCAGAAGAUUGAGCACGUCAUGAUGACUAUGAACGCCUUGUCGAAAUGGGCGGACAGUGUCAGAGACCAGGUCGAUCCUGGAUAUUUGAUGCGUCGCCUGCCUGCUUCCAUCCAGCAGUGAUCUCGAUCGACAUAUUUCAUUUAUGUUGUAAUUCUAGUAUCGCACUCAUUCUUUUCUUGUACUGCUCUUUCACGAUCCCCAUGUCUUAUUGUUGAGACCUCUAGCAUGUUUCCCAUCGUUGUUGUUCAGCAUAGUGCCAUAGUAUCGCAUUUCGCAUAUGUUAUACCUAAUACCUAUAUACUCUUACAAGCAUAUCCAACCUCAUUGAUUAUUGCCGCGCC